Cyclocybe aegerita is the source of this 1050-nucleotide messenger RNA. NCBI's taxonomy places the organism in Eukaryota, Fungi, Basidiomycota, Agaricomycetes, Agaricales, Hemipholiotaceae. The record is from the annotation of a GenBank genome assembly.
AUGCCCGCGACUCUGGAUCAGCUACCGAUCAUCGACAUUGCACCUCUGUUAAGCUCUGACCCACUGGAUGCGGACAAACGAGCGGCAACAUCUGCCGCGUUACACUCUGCCUGCGUCGAAUAUGGAUUCUUUUAUCUGAAGAUCGAUGCGUUUGUCGAUCUUUCAGAGCCAGCGGAACUUGCGCUCUUGGGCCGACAGUUCUUUGGACUUCCCCAAGAGGAGAAGGACAAGCUCGCUUUAAAGAAUCAAGACAAUGCACGUGGCUACCAGAAGCUAAAACAGAAUGUGACCAACGGGAAAGCAGACAACCAUGAAGGGCUUGACUUCUACAAGCCGGUCAAGAAUCCCGACAAGGCGAAGCCUGUUUGGGGUGAAAACCAAUGGCCAACGGUCCCCAGCUUCAGAGAGAAAUACGAACACUGGAUAGAGAAAAUGAAGAAGUUGGGCUUGAUCGUAAUGGAGGCAAUGUCAGCUGGCCUUGGAAUGACCCGCGAAGAAUGGACAGAACUUCGUAAUCAAGUGGACGAUAGUUUCUGGGUUAUGCGUGUGAUAGGAUACCCACCGCUUCCAGAUGAUCACGACGGCAUUUCUUGCGGUGCCCACAAGGACUACGGCUGCCUCACGUUCCUGUAUGCAGAUCCCACCCCGGACGCCCUGCAAGUUUUCCUUGACCGCCCUGGAAUGGAGCAAGCAAAUCAGUCUGGACUCCCGGCAGAGCAAGGGAACGAGGCUGGCAUUUGGAUCUCGGCGGAUCCAAUCCCUGGGUGCGUAGUGUGCAACAUUGGGGAGAUGUGGGAGGUAUGGACAAAUGGCUUGUAUCGGUCCACACUCCAUCGCGUGGUGCACAGAGGGUCCAAUUACCGGAUUUCAAUACCGUUCUUCUUUGAGCCCAACUUCGAUGCUUUGGUGAAACCACUGGCGGCCGUCGUGAGGGCUGAAAAGCAGAGUAGCGACCCGAAACAACUAAAGAAGCCAGUUGUUUAUGGUGAAUUUUUGGUGGGCAAGGUGGGGAAUAACUUCUCUGAAGAUGCGAGGGGAAAAUAUGACUAG